AUGGUUACAAGAGCUUUGUCACUUGAUUCUUCAAUACAUCCCAAACUAUCUCUUGCUUCGGAUGUAACCGUUGGUAUCCGAUUAGAAUCCCGUCUUAACGUAACUCCUGUCCCUCAUAGUUUCCCACUUCGAUACAAUGUGACACCUUUAUCAAUGUCCAAACCUAGGAUACUAACUCGAUAUGUUCCUGGAUCGGAGUCUAGGCGGUAUCUACGCAAUCACAUUGUUCGCACUUCCAAGGCAGGUCAAUCUGAGCCACCUGAUCCCAGCUGUAGGUCCGAAUUGUGCUCUUGCUCUGAGCCUGCAUUUGAGCUCUCCGAUCCAUCACCUUCUCAGGAUACCUUAAAAAAUGACAAAGCAAAAGCAGCAAAUGCUCAUUUGAAUUUACUUUGUCGUCGAUUUAUCACCUCUCGACUCCAGAGACUUCAAAAGCGGAAGCCAUCUGGAUUACCGAAAACUCGUCGAAGAGCCUUUCCCGGUUCACUGGACAUAACUGCAGACAAAACUAAUAUAAAACCAGUGUUGGCUGUCCCUACUUCUCUCAUACUCGAUCGCGAGCCUACUGCUACUUGGCGAGGACUCCAUUUUUCAACUUCUGAUUCAUUUCAUUCUUAUGCAUUAUCAACAUCUGCAUCUAUUCCUGGAUUUCAGUGCUACUCUUCUGACUCCCCGCACAUACUUGGACUUCGCCCAUUCAGAACGAAGUCUGAGGCAAGUUUAAAUUUUAUUGAUCUUCGUGGUAGUCCUUUCUGUGGCUAG
This is a messenger RNA of Protopolystoma xenopodis, 759 nucleotides long. The record is from the annotation of a GenBank genome assembly. Lineage: Eukaryota; Metazoa; Platyhelminthes; Monogenea; Polystomatidea; Polystomatidae.